CUCCUGCGCACAUCCUCCCGACCCACGAAGCCGCCGCCACCUCCGCUGCCGUCCCAGCCGCUCCGGUCGCACCAUGUCUUCGCCUCCCGAGGAGAAGCAAGCGACGAAAGCUGGACACCCGCCCGCUGUGAAAGCUGGUGGAAUGCGAAUUGUGCAGAAACACCCGCAUUCUGGAGACACCAAAGAAGAGAAAGACAAGGACGAGGAGGAGUGGGAGACCGAGCCCAGCCCGCCUAAACCCACCGUGUACAUCUCCGGUGUCAUCGCCCGGGGCGACAAGGACUUCCCCCCGGCGGCCGCCCAGGUGGCUCACCAGAAGCCCCACGCCUCCAUGGACAAGUACCCGUCCCAUAGAACCCAGCACAUCCAGCAGCCUCGCAAGUGACCGCGAGGACCCAGCGCCCUCCCCUGCCCUGCCUGGUUCCUGACAUUUGGUAUUUCCCCGGCAAAGAGAACUGCAUUUUCUUCCAAACACUUUUCCAUGGGAGAUCUAAGGCAAAGCAAUGCGCCCUUCCUUUGCCUUACAUUUCCAAUCAAAGCUAGAAACAGACCCCAAACCUUGUUCCCAGGGAGUCCUGUUUGGUGAGGGGCCGUUAGCAGAACCUGCCGAGUUCUGAGCAAAAUGAAGUUGCUUAGAGUUUAGCUUUAGAACUAUUUGAGCCAUUGACUAAAAGUCCUGCCUGUGGUCUUAAAAACAAAAGGGCACAGAUGUGGGAGGAUUGGAUUGACAUUAGGAGGAAAGCUCAAUCGUUUUAUGCUUCUGAGCACUAGGACAAUCAAAUCUGCACACCUAAGGGAGCGUAUGAAAUGAGGGUGUUCAUUACGGGGGUGGGUUUCAGAAAGACAUCAAGGAAGACUUAAAACGGACCACAGCAGCCCUGAAUGUCACUCCCUGUGCGACCAGGGGUCCCUGUGCAGGGCGAC
This is a messenger RNA of Myotis lucifugus (little brown bat), 924 nucleotides long. It is a transcript of the gene DAP, whose product is annotated as death associated protein. NCBI's taxonomy places the organism in Eukaryota, Metazoa, Chordata, Mammalia, Chiroptera, Vespertilionidae. Gene Ontology annotation, molecular function: death domain binding. The coding region runs from base 74 to 385 and encodes 103 amino acids. Gene Ontology annotation, biological process: cellular response to amino acid starvation; negative regulation of autophagy; apoptotic signaling pathway. The record is from RefSeq and is a predicted model, not a curated record. The transcript has 4 exons.